This is a messenger RNA of Periconia digitata, 1009 nucleotides long. NCBI's taxonomy places the organism in Eukaryota, Fungi, Ascomycota, Dothideomycetes, Pleosporales, Periconiaceae. The record is from the annotation of a GenBank genome assembly.
CUCUGAACGUUUGUUGAAACGUACUGGCGUGCAUUAUACUAAUUUCGUAACCACUAUUGUUAUAGGCUACUCGCGCAUGAAAACCGCCUGGGAGAACGGUGACGAUCCAAACUCACCCCCCAAAACCGCGACGCGCAAGCGUGGUGCUUCCACGUCCACCAAGAACGCUACAGUCAAGGAUGACGACAACUUCAGGUACACUCCAGACAGCGAUGAUCAGAAGACGGACGCCAACUACAAGCCCUCCAAGAAGAGAAAGACGGCUACUCCGAAGAAGGCUACCCCAAAGAAGCUGCCCGUUGCGAAAACUGUCAGCCCCAAGGAGAUUGCCGCCAGCCCCAAGAAGGAACCUCAGGAGACCCAGGUAUCCGACAUCAUCCAAACCGAGCCAAACUCUGCUGCAGAUACAUUCACGUUUGAAGACGUCUAUGCCGGUACCAACAAUAUCUACAGCGGCACUCUAGGUGGCCUCAACGCAAGCGGCACUGUCCCCAAUCUCAACAACGGCCUCGCCAUCAACAACAUCGCUUCCCAACCUUCCACCGGUGACGCCGAUUUCAACUCUCACUUCAUGAGCCCAAUGUACACCCACCAGCAGGCCUACUAUAACCCAGCCCCUCAAGCUUCCUUCAACGGCACGGGUGGUAUCGCCACGAGCAAUGCGAGCAUGAGCAACCACUACACCAUGCCCGCAUACCUCUCUGCCGCCACUCACGCUGCACCUUCCAAGCCUAUUCCCGCUUUCCAGGAUACCGAUCUGUUCCCCGACCUCCUCGAUUUCGGCGGAUACCGCAACACCGGUGUUGGCAUUGACGGCAAUGUCGCUGCUUCUGGCGUCACUGGCUCAACUCCUGCUGAGAUGGUCACGAACAAUAACACCGGCGAUCCCGCUGUCUCCGAUGGCUACAACGCCCAGGUCGGCUCUCAAGCUCGUCCUGUCAACGAUCUGUUCUCAUCUUCUUCCUCCUCUGGAUGGAUGAUGAUGAUGAAUGGUGACGAGGAGGUUUGA